This is a messenger RNA of Dimorphilus gyrociliatus, 1970 nucleotides long. The record is from the annotation of a GenBank genome assembly. Lineage: Eukaryota; Metazoa; Annelida; Polychaeta; Dinophilidae.
CUGACAUAUAUGAUUGAAACACUGUAAUGGAACUAUUUAUUCAGAUAUGUUUACUGUUUUCAAUUCCUCAUUUUGUAAAUUCUAUAAAUAUUGCCAGGAAUAAAGUUGCAUUUCAAAGUACAUCUGCUUUUCCACUUUGUCCUUAUCCAUCAUUCGUAACUGAUUCCGAUAUUUCUAUUGAUAAUACAGCAACUGAGCCAAAUUACAAAUGCACAAAAACAUCUUUUGAUGCAGAAAGAUACUCUUGGUUUGCUGUUGAUUUGGGAAAUAAUUACAUAAUUCAAAAAGUUUGUCUUCUAAGUGGAAAAGUUGGUUCAUUACUGGAAAAGUUUAAUAUCACUGUUGGAAAUUAUUUACAAGGGGAAACUUCCUUUUGUAAUUAUGUAGAAGGUCCAGUAAAAAAUCCUACAUCAACCUCAUUUUCAAAUUACCAAUGCUUUGACUGCAGAGAAGGAAGUGCAAUUGGUUCUUUUCUAAUAAUAACAAAAACAAUUAAAGGAUCACGUUUGGAAUUAUGUGACAUUGAUGUUGCUGGAGUAUUUCAUAGUCAAUCAGAUUAUAAAGAAAUCAACUUCAAAGAUGCACAACUCACAAGUUCUCCUUUGUACAUUAACCACGCUGCAGAAAAUGCAAUUGACAAGAAUUACUGUACAACAUAUCAUUCUAAAUCAGUAACUGAUCAACCCUACCUUCUUGUAACUUAUACAAAAUUAUACAAAUUCUUUGGAUUUGUAAUAACACGAAGACCAAAUACAGUAAAUAGACUUCGUCAUACAUAUGCAUCAGUAAAAACGAAACCAGAUACAACAUUUGAUAGCAAAGCUCUUUUCUGUUGUAAAGAUAAAACACAUGAUAGACUGACGCCAUUAGCUUCUUUAAUUAUCAAAUGUGAUGAAAUAUAUUCUGGGCAAUUUUUUUUAAUUCAUCAGUACAAUGGUGAAACUAAAUUAUUAAUAGAGAUUUUUGAAUUACACAUCUAUGGUCAACUUGUGGAUACUUUUCAAGAGCAUAAAAAUACAAUCAGUCAGAAACCAGCAAUUAGAACUAUUAAAAAUCAAGGAACAUUAGUCACACCAAAUGAACAAUCUUCAUUACUGGAUAAUAAAUUUUUUCAUGCAUCUCCUAAUUUGCAAGUUGAAACGGAUAAUUUAAUAGAAAUUUCUAGUGACCUCAUUUAUUUAAAUACAGUUUGUCUGUCAUUUGACAAUGGAAAUACAAGGAAACCAAAUGAUAACAUUGAAAUUGUUGAUUAUCAAACAAAUGAGAAGAUAACAGCUGAGUUGAAUGGAGGUUAUGAUUAUUGGCAUACAACUUGCACUGAUUUGAAAAAGACGAUAUUUUCAAAUUAUUGUAAAAUUAUCAUCAAAGGCGAUAAAUUUAUUCAUGAAAUUGACUUUCUAGCAAUAUCGGUUAAAUCUAAAGAAUAUAUUCCAUAUUCUUCUCCAAAGAAAUGUGAAAUGAGAUCUUCUAUUGAAAUCAACCUUAAAAAUGUUACAAAUCCACAUAGGUUGCAUUUUUUGGUUGAGUACCAUCAUGAAAAUUCAAACAGUAAUUCAAUUGUUGCUGGAGGAAAUAGAUUUUUGAGUAGACAGUGGAAAAUGUGUGAAAGUCUGAAAAUAUCGGAAGAAAAUGAAUAUCUGGAAAACAGAGCCUUUUUCAAAUGCAAUACUUCUUUUGAAUACAUACAAGUAUUCAAUUUAAAUCGCAUGGAAAGAUCUUCUUUGCAUGUUUAUCUAUAAUAACAAAAAAAUGUCUGAAAAUGUGUCAAUGUCAAUUUUGUUAUAUGUUUAAACUGCUGUCACAUGAUUUUAAUGGGAUGGAGAUGAGUUUUAUAUCCAGAUGAAAUGCAGUAAUCACAUGUAGAACAAACUAUGUUUAAAAAUGAUAAAAAUUAUACAAAUGUUAAGCUAUUGCAAUAUGUAAUAUCACUUUCAAACUUUAAAUCAAGUAUCUUAAUGAUUUCUAAUUAG